Messenger RNA from Notechis scutatus (mainland tiger snake), 726 nucleotides. NCBI's taxonomy places the organism in Eukaryota, Metazoa, Chordata, Lepidosauria, Squamata, Elapidae. The record is from RefSeq and is a predicted model, not a curated record.
UCAAAGGUCUCUUUUUGCGCAUCGCUUGGUUAAAAGUAACCCGAUCUGCUCCUGAUGCUGGCUUGAAUCGGCGCUUCACCGAUUGAUUUACUCGGCCUGAGUGGAUUGAUUUAGUCGGCCUCCCCCCACCCUCGUGCCCUGGGGGCUUGUGGGCUGUGGGAAGGCUGCUAGAGCUGCGGGUUGCGGGUGUAGGUGAGAGCAGGUGUGGGCUCUCUGACGGCGGUGGCGCAGGAGCGCCGGGGAUGGACAGCCGGCGAGAGCGCAUCCUUUGCAGCUCUUCUGAAUAGAUGUCUUUCCCGAUUGACCUCUCCGUAGCAAUGUGGACGCUUGGAUUUGGAGCCAUCGGGGCUGCCGUGACGGGGAUGAUCCUGGCCAAUACGGAUUUGUUCCUCUCCAAAGCGGAAAUGGCCUCCAUGGAGUUCCUAGAAGAAAUAGAUCUGAAGACCUUGGGCCAAGCUCAAGGAGAACAGAGUACAUUCAAAGCCAAGGAUCUGUGGAAGACGAAGGGUGCUGUGAUCAUGGCGGUGAGGAGGCCUGGAUGAUUUUUGUGCAGAGAGGAGGCCGCUGAGCUGUCCUCUCUGAAGCCCCAACUCGACCAGGUAGGGGUCCCUCUUUAUGCUGUGGUGAAAGAGAACAUUGGGACGGAGGUGGCCGACUUCCAGCCGUACUUCAAGGGAGAGAUAUUUCUGGAUGAAAAGGUAGGUCGGAUUUUUUUUUGAAAUGAAU